Anopheles maculipalpis is the source of this 1206-nucleotide messenger RNA. RefSeq names its product acyl-CoA Delta-9 desaturase-like. NCBI's taxonomy places the organism in Eukaryota, Metazoa, Arthropoda, Insecta, Diptera, Culicidae. The record is from RefSeq and is a predicted model, not a curated record. The transcript is spliced from 4 exons. Gene Ontology annotation, biological process: unsaturated fatty acid biosynthetic process. Gene Ontology annotation, cellular component: endoplasmic reticulum membrane. The coding region runs from base 25 to 1206 and encodes 393 amino acids. Gene Ontology annotation, molecular function: iron ion binding; stearoyl-CoA 9-desaturase activity.
CAAUUGUUGUGUUGUCGACGCACAAUGACGGUCGCAACCACAACCGAAACCGUCUCCGGGACGGUGCUGGCAACGAAGGAUGUGAACCUCAAGCAUGCAUCCCAGACCGCUGCCAACGAUCUGAACAACAAUUUCAACGGAAUGGGUGAUAGCAAGGAGCUAACGGACAAGGAUCUGGACGACUAUCUGGAGCAUUACAACAAAUGGCAGCAGAGUCGAUUUGGCCGGGCGCUACAGCAGUGGAUCGCCGACCGUUUCGGGCUAAAGUUUGAUGCGGAGAUUAAGUGGAAAAAUGUGGCCAUGAUCGGUGGCUUGCAUCUGCUGACGGUGGUGCUGUUUUUCAAAUACGUCUGGUACUCCACACUGACGACGUGGCUGUGGGGCAUUUUUGUGGGUGGCUGUGCAGGAUUCGGCGUAACCGGCGGUGCCCAUCGGCUGUGGACGCAUCGAGCGUACAAGGCAAAGCUACCGCUCCGUAUCAUCCUGAUGUGCUGCUACUGCCUGUCCGGUCAGAACAGUCUGUUCGAUUGGGUGCGCGAUCACCGCAUCCAUCACAAGUACUCGGAAACGGAUGCCGAUCCACACAACUCCAAUCGGGGCUUUUUCUACGCCCACGUUGGCUGGCUGCUGAUCCGCAAGCAUCCGGAAUGCAUCAAGAAGGGCCGGCUGAUCGAUAUGUCGGACGUGCUGGCUGAUCCGGUCAUACAGUUCCACCAGCGCUACUUUAUGGCGCUGAAGAUCCUGUUUACCUUCAUCGUGCCGUCCUUUAUUCCGUGGCUAUUUCUGGGCGAACCCCUGUAUCUGUCCUUCCUGGCGAACUGUCUGCUGCGAUACGUGCUGACGCUUAACUUUACCUGGUUGGUUAACAGUGCGGCACACAUCUACGGCAACAAACCGUACGACAGUCGCAUACGACCGGCAGAAAACAAAACCGUCUCGAUCCUGUCGAUGGGUGAAGGAUGGCACAACUAUCACCAUGUGUUCCCGUGGGAUUACAAGGCGGCCGAGAUGGGACAUUAUGCGGUCAAUCUGACGACCUUCUGGCUGGAUGUGUUUGCCAAGAUUGGCUGGGCGUACGAUCUGAAGGAACCGUCAAAGGAUCUUGUUCGCCGAACGCUUGAAAAAUACGGAGAUGGUACCCAUAUAACCACGCCGAUCGGACACCUGACAGAGGUUCCCGAGCAGGAAUCGACCAAGAGCAGAUAA